Messenger RNA from Ooceraea biroi (clonal raider ant), 4087 nucleotides. Its product is annotated as Polypeptide N-Acetylgalactosaminyltransferase 6. Gene Ontology annotation, biological process: protein O-linked glycosylation. NCBI's taxonomy places the organism in Eukaryota, Metazoa, Arthropoda, Insecta, Hymenoptera, Formicidae. The record is from RefSeq and is a predicted model, not a curated record. Gene Ontology annotation, molecular function: polypeptide N-acetylgalactosaminyltransferase activity. Gene Ontology annotation, cellular component: Golgi apparatus.
AGAAAAAAUUAAAGUAAUUGUAUUGCAUCAAUGUACAUAUUGAGAGAUUCCAUCGCAUUUAUUGAACAUCUCUUAAAAGCAGAUUAUAUUAUCGAUCAUAUUGUUGCAUUACGUGAACUAAUUUCAGUAUUGCUUUCCAACCGGUUUCACCUACAUGUUGCAAUUACAUCAUGCAAGCCAUAUGCAACACCCAUCACGCUUAACCUGUCGUUAUUGCGUGUGUAUUAUUCCCAACACCUGUAACACGUUUCUCUCUAAAAGGCAGAGAAGUAUGUAACAACUGUAUUCUUCUAUAUUAUCUAUCAUAUACUCAUUUUUCUCUUGCAUAAUGUUUCCAUUGAAAGAUCACAAAUGCUCGAAAUUCAGUAUAAUCAUUGGCAUUGCUAAAUUCGGAUACAGAACAUAUAAUAUUUUUAUUCAAAUUCUUAAACUUGUGUUUCUUGACCUGAUUGUUCGAGUUUCCAAUAAAAAAAAUUGCAAAACGACAAUAUCCGAUUCGAAAAUAAUUGCGAUUAAUGUUGAUUGACGUGAGAAAUCUUGAACUUGUUUUUUCUGGCCUGAUUGUUCGAGUUUCCCCAAUAAAAAAAAAUUGCAAAUAUCCGAUUCGAAAAUAAUUGCAAUUAAUGUUGGUGACGUGAGAAACGUUAAGUUCGCACGCACGUAAAAAUACGGACGGGUUCGCGCGAAUGGAACCAAUAGGGGACGAGUUUUCUCGACGCUCGCGGGUGAUCCCUUCGAUCCGAUUCGCAUCAGUCAUCGCGCGGCUUGCGCGGUUGUUACGUGUGUUGUCUGUGGUGUGUCUUGAUUUGUGUCGCGCAGCUUCUUAUCGGGCACAGCGGCGUUCGACCAAGCGAUAAGCAGCAUCGACAAGUAUCUCAUUAAAAUUUUCCGGUCGCCGUGGACGACGACAAAUGACGUUAUCACGUCGCAAAACCAUCCUUCGCCUAUCGCAUAUGCGAGGAACAACGAGAAGUGAGGUUAAGUCCUCGUGAGACCGGGCCGACCUCGCGAUAUGAUCCCUCCGUGAAGAUGAAACGAAACGUGAUCAGCCUGGUCAAGUUCUGUCUCCUAGCUAUCUUCACGGUGCUCCUGACCGUCGUAAUAUUCCGUUACAUGCGGACGCCGUCUAACCGUCGGGUCCCGACACCGCUGGACGCUCUGGCAACGGCGGUCGGUCCAAGGAAUCCAGGAGACAGGAAUCAACCAGAGAGCGAUGGACACCUAGCUCAGGAUGUGGACGAGAAAAUCGAUUGGCAUGACUACAAGAGCAUUCAGGAGGAGAAGAUGCGAAUUGGGAUGGGAGAACAGGGAAGGCCAGCCUUUCUUUCGCCAUCCCUUGAUACGCGAAAGGAAAAAUUAUAUCAAGUAAAUGGGUUCAAUGCCGCUCUCAGUGACGAGAUUUCAAUGAACCGUUCAGUGCCUGACAUUCGCCACCCAGACUGUAGGAAGAAGAAAUACUUGAGGAACUUAGAUCCCGUUUCUGUGAUAGUAUCCUUCCACAACGAGCACUUCAGCACGCUGCUGAGGACCUGCUGGAGCGUGAUUAAUCGUUCGCCGUCUUCACUCCUGGAGGAAAUUAUAUUGGUUGACGAUGCCAGCACUAAGGUGGAGCUAAAGAAGAAGCUGGACGACUACGUUGCCCAGUAUUUGCCAAAAGUGUCGAUCGUACGGUUACCAAAACGUUCGGGAUUGAUCAGGGGUCGGUUGGCGGGCGCGAAAAAAGCCAGAGCAAAGAUCCUUGUAUUCCUAGACUCACACAGCGAAGCUAACGUGAACUGGCUGCCACCAUUGCUAGAGCCCAUCGCGCAGGACUACAGAACCUGCGUUUGUCCGUUCAUCGACGUGAUAGCUUACGAAACUUUCGAGUACAGGGCGCAAGAUGAAGGUGCUCGUGGAGCGUUCGAUUGGGAGUUGUAUUAUAAGCGGCUGCCACUACUUCCGGAAGAUCUGAAGAAACCCGCAGAGCCAUUCAAAAGUCCCAUAAUGGCAGGAGGUUUGUUUGCCAUCAGCGCCAAGUUCUUUUGGGAGUUGGGCGGUUAUGACCCCGGUUUAGAUAUUUGGGGCGGUGAACAGUAUGAGCUGUCUUUCAAAAUCUGGCAAUGUGGCGGACAGAUGUACGACGCACCUUGCUCCAGAGUCGGCCACAUCUAUCGCAAGUUUCCACCGUUUCCUAAUCCCGGCCGCGGCGAUUUUCUAGGAAAGAAUUACAAGAGAGUUGCCGAAGUGUGGAUGGACGAAUACGCGGAAUACAUCUACAAGAGACGGCCGCACUUGCGGGCCUUGGAUCCGGGAGAUCUAACGGAGCAGAAAGAUUUGCGCGCGAGAUUACACUGUAAACCCUUCGAUUGGUUCAUAAAGAACAUAGCUUUCGAUCUGGUAGAGGUUUACCCGCCUAUCGAGCCGGACGAUUUCGCUGUAGGCGAGAUCAGGAAUAUGGGUGCGACCGAACUGUGCUUGGAUGCGAAGAAGCGGAAGAGAGACGAGCUCAUCGUGGUGGACACUUGCGUUAAAGACGAUCCGAAAGUGUCGGGCGAGCAGGAGUUCCGGCUGACCUGGCACAAGGAUAUUAGGCCGAAGGAUCGCACUGAUUGUUUGGACGUAUCCAGGGGCGAGGAGAAAGCACCAGUGAGUUUGUAUCCUUGCCACGGGAAACAAGGCAAUCAGCUGUGGCGCUACGACCUCGAGAAGCAGUGGCUGCAGCAUGGUUACUCGUCCAGAUGCUUGGAUACCGAUCCCGGCAGCAAACGAGUGUACGUGACCGCGUGCGAUAAAUCGUCGCCCACUCAGAAAUGGCGGAUAGAACAGGUGAACAUAAAAGCUAUUAAUAAUUGGGAAAAUGUAGGACCUAAGCUCAAGUGAACUUUGUUCCCUCUUUUAAUGCCAUAAUGUUCUUUAGAAAUCGAGGGGCAAGCCCUCUUUAUAUUCCUGGUUACUAGUCAUCAUAUAAAUUCCGACUCAAAGAUAUUGCACUUGCAUUAGCGAUCAGCGACGAAUAAGAAAUUGAUUAUUGCGCGAUCCAAGUAAUUUUGCAUGUAGCAUAAGGUGAAAUUUCUGUUCCUUUGAUAUCCAAAUGGAUAGCAAAUGUUUUCAUAUCGACCGAUGUGUCUAUGUACAUAUCACAUGAGCGCUCUACCGUGCCUUACAUUACAUAGCCAUACAUAAGAUAACAACUAAAAUAAAACGUAACAAUUUCAACAUGUAAGUUUCACUUUUCGCUCAAAUUAAUAAUAUUGUUAUUAAAUUCUUUUAAUGUAUUGCUUAAUAAGCAGGACUGAUGCACUUCGUUUGUUGAAGCAAGAUAAACAAAGUUGUAAAUUUACUUCUGCCAAGAAAUGUGAAUACGAUUUGUAUGAUAGUUGUAGUGACUCAUUCCAUUAUUAUUAGUAUAUAAUAAGCAAGUAUUAUGACCUAUUUUAUCUGGUUAGACUAAUCAGGAAAUGUAUAUGAAGUCACUCCUUUCCUUUGAGAUGCAUUACAUGAGUAGAUUAUAGAAUAACUUGGAAUAUAUUUUUUCUUCUAGUAAUAAAUACAAUACAACGAAUUAUAAAACAGGCGACAAAUACAUCUGUUUCAUAAAGACGUACGUUUCAUGACACGUACGCUUCAGUAUCUUCAAAAUGGUAUCAUUUUAAGACCUUUUCUUUUCAAUUAAAUAAAGAAACAGAAUUUUCCAAUCUUGUCAAGUAAAUUUAGCAAGUCUUAAUAAUAAAACAUCUUUCUUAUUCAAAGUUAUUCUGCAAUAUACUCAAAAUUAAUCAAAAUCGAAGAUGGAGCGUUUGUUAGAUAUUAUUGUAAGUAUAAAUGAAUCCUUAAAUAUUUAUUCCUUGCAUUUAUCAUUUAGUAUAUUUGUUUAUGUUUGAGCGCAUAUCUGUAGAAAAUAUGAAGUAGCAGAUGAAUGUAUAGAAAAGUAUUGUUAACUGUCUGUGAUCGUUGGUGUCUGGACUAAUCUUUGAUUAUUACUAUUUUUAUAACAUAUUUAUAUGAUUUAAAAUAAACAUUUGUAUUAAAUCCUUAUAUUUUGCAAUAAAUAUAAGUCCAAUCUCUGUGGAUAGUGAACAAUACAUAAUAAACUGGAAAUUCCAAUCGA